CUCCACUUCCCCAUUGAUCCGCUUGCGCCUCUUCUUUUACGCCGUCCGCUCAGCUCCGCCCCUCGCAAAGCGGCAGCGCGGCGGAGGCCCUGCCCCUCGGUACUCGCGGACUGUUUUCCGUGUCGCUUCCCCUUCUUCCCGGCAUCCCCGUUUCCGCUUUCUCACGGCUCUUUGGUUUUCCCACCUCUCAGGCGCUUCGCGCCCAGGGGUUCACUGACGUCAUCUCUCUGCGCUGCGCGGACACCCGCCGGUGGAGGAAGGAAUAGCUCCGCCGCCCUUCGCUUCUUUUGUUGGGCUGCUACUCCUCCGGAGUCAUGGCGCCGUCGCUGUGGAAGGGGCUGGUGGGCAUCGGCCUCUUUGCCCUAGCCCACGCGGCCUUUUCCGCUGCGCAGCAUCGUUCUUAUAUGCGAUUAACAGAAAAAGAAGAUGAAUCACUGCCAAUAGAUAUAGUUCUUCAGACACUUCUGGCCUUUGCAGUUACCUGUUAUGGUAUAGUUCAUAUUGCAGGGGAGUUUAAAGACAUGGAUGCCACUUCAGAACUAAAAAAUAAGACAUUUGACACAUUAAGGAAUCACCCAUCAUUUUAUGUAUUUAAUCAUCGCGGUCGAGUACUGUUCCGGCCUUCGGAUACAACAAAUUCUUCAAACCAAGAUGCAUUGUCCUCUAACACAUCAUUGAAGUUACGAAAACUUGAAUCACUGCGUCGUUAAGAUUUUUACAAAUUAUAAUAACAGAAUAGGACAGGACACAGAGCUGGAAUAUUGGAGUUUGGGGUACAAAACACUCCCCCCCAUCAGUAUUUAUAUUGAUCUUUCAGACCUAAUUGAAAAAGUCUAUGACCCUUGUUUAUACACUGUUAAUCAAAUCAUUAAUGCAAUAUAAGUUAUCUGUGAAAUGAGUCUUUGAUCUUUCAUAGAGAGAGAAUUCUUUUUUCAUCUAAAACAAAUUCACAUGUUUUGUAAAAGUCACUGUUUUGAACACAUUUCUUUGAAAAAUGAUGGUUUUGUAAUUAUUUAUUUUCUUAGAUUUCUUUUCUUUUGCACUACAGUUUUUAGGAUCCUUUUGGAGAUAGUGUGACUACUGCAUUUUGCAGCGUGAAUGAUAGUAAAAUGGUCUUAAGUUCUUAACAACAAAUGGACUUCUCUAAAGAGACCAAAAUGGUGACUUAUCAGUUUUUCUUAUGCCCCCUAAAAAGUGGCUCUGCUUCAGCAGAUACUUGCCAGUUUUUAAUUUACCCAUUACUUCUCACCCUACCCCGCUCCCAUAUACCUCCUAACAUCAGUCUUGUUUCAUCCCUUCUCUGGGGUUCUGUGUGCAGCGAGCAAUUUUUGUGUCAGAAAUCCUUUGUCGUAACAGAUAUACUUAACGAACUCAGCUUGCUGUAAAGCUACUUGUGUUCUCUUCAUUUAUUGGUAAAAAAUGUCCCGAAUUGAUCAUGUAGUGUAAGAAUAGUUGAAGAUAGACCAAAAAGACCAUCCAUGAAUUAAUUAUCCUGCCUGUGUAGAAUAAUAGUAAUCACUGAGGAAAACUGAUUACUUGUCAUUAGCCAGUUUAACUUAUUCAAAAUCUGUUAUUUUAUUGCAUACUAAUGAAUUACUAAAAAUAAAGGAAACCUCAUUAAAGGUAGACUUCAACAGAAUUGGGCCAAAUAUGUUUUAAAUAUUUGGAACUCAUGUCUUUAAAAAUAAUUAAGGUCAUUGAAGAAAUUGUUUCAUAGCUUCUGAUUUGUUUUCCAUCUUCAUUGUAUGUUGCUGAAGGUGAGGAUGAGGGUACAGAGAAGAAUUUUUUUAGAAACAAUAAUUUCAGUUUUAGGGGAAUUUGGCUAGCUCUUUGAUCUGCAGGAAGCUUAACAUUUCUACAUUUCUUCGUAGAAAACAUUGCUUUUGUUGAAUCAUACAGGUAUGGAAACAUUGCUUUUGUUGAAUUGUAUAGGUAUAAAGGGAAUAACUGUAUGCAGAUUUGAAAAGGAAAUGUGCUUUAGGCAAGAGUCAUGAGAUGUCCUUAUCCUUGAAGGCAUUUUUUCCUAUUAGUAAUGAACCUCAGCUCUUCUCUUCUGCCUGGUAACACAGCCUGAAGUACAAGAUUAUUUUGUCAUCGGGUUUUUAUUCAUUGUUUAAUUUUGUUUUGCCAACCCAAUCUGUCUGUGGAACACUGACUCUGCUCUCUAAGGAGAACAAAGUUAGAAAUCUGUUGAAAACCUAAAAUAAUUUAGAAAUGAGUUUAAAAUGUGAAGUCAGGGGUUAAAGUGGUUGUAUUUAAAUCAGAACAGUGUAUGAGAAACAAGCUCCUUACAUCAGGCCUGUGUACCGUUUCCUCAGGUAUGACUUGAUUCGCAAGAGCGUCUUAUUUUCUUCUCUCUGGGGGCCUGUCUUCCUUUCCUAAUAUGUUUUAAUAAUAACUUUACUGAGGUAUAAUUCACAUACCUUACCAUUCACCCAUUUAAAGGGUACAAUUCACUGGUGUAAUAUAUUCAUGAAGUUGUGCAACCAUGAUCGCAGUGAAUUUGAGAACAUUGCCAUCAGCCCAGAAAGAAACCCUGUGCCCUUUAGCGGUUACCUGUCUUUUUCCCCCAAUGCCUCCCAGCCACUAAUCUACUUUCUGUCUCUGUAGAUGUGUCUAUUCUGGUCACUUAAUAUGAAUGGAUUCCUGCAGUAUCUGGGCUUUCAUGACUGGCUUCCCAAAUAUGGUUUUGUUCUAUGUGGAGUGAGAACUUCUCCUCUUGAGAACUGAUUGCUGUAAAAGGAAGUGGUUUGUAAAAAUCAGUAGAUGUAAGGAGGGAGGGUCACAUACCUAACAGGUUUCUCAGUCCGUCUUAUGCUGAAUAGUUUUUUCUCAGAACCAAGCAUUCAUGAUAUGUUACUACUUAUAAUAUUUUUGUCUAGUCUCUAGAAUGGGUAUUGAUAUGGAUAGCCCAGUCAGGAAAGUCCUGCUAAAUAUGAUGCCAAAUAACGUGGCAAAUAAUUGACAUAGCAGUCUUCAGUUGUGUCUAAUUUUGCUAGGAGCUUGUAUACCUCUGAUCAGGUGAGCUUCCCAAAUUUUUUCUUUAAUUUCCUCCAAUGAAUUUAUGCUGUCUUUUAAAAGUAGGUACCAUAGGAUUUGGGUGAUUUGGGUGCUUCAUAACAGCGCUAAAUGGAUUAAGUUCAGAAUUCUAUUUAUACUACUAUGAGGCAGUACUAAGGUAGCCAAAAAUGUAGUCAUGCGAGCUAGUUAAGCCUGCAGUUGACUGUGAUUUCAGUGACAUUCAGAAGUGUGUACUGUUGAAGGCUCUCUAGAAUAUCGGAAGACUUAAUGACCAGGGAACCAGCCAAAUGCUAUGGCCCUAGUGGGCCAGCUGCAGAAAAUGCAGAUUGGUGAAUUAGAGACUGUGAUGCUCUGUAACUCCCUAAUGAUUGUUUUCUAAGCAUUGUGGCUUAUUUUUGAGUGGCAUGACAGCAUCCCCCUGGUUGUAUGUGGCCUGUUUCCAUGAUGUACUGAGUAGUGUUGUUUGUUGUGAGCAUCGAUGCCUGUAACACCAAGCUAAACACAGUCUUUUGGAUAUGUUUCCUCUCUUUAAAUGACCUUGCCCUGUCCAAUAAAUAAAUGAUUGUCUCACCCUG
Messenger RNA from Orcinus orca (killer whale), 3596 nucleotides. RefSeq names its product membrane magnesium transporter 1 (gene MMGT1). The transcript is spliced from 4 exons. Gene Ontology annotation, cellular component: EMC complex; Golgi apparatus; early endosome. NCBI's taxonomy places the organism in Eukaryota, Metazoa, Chordata, Mammalia, Artiodactyla, Delphinidae. Bases 315 to 710 code for a protein of 131 amino acids. The record is from RefSeq and is a predicted model, not a curated record.